Molecule: messenger RNA, 1155 nt
Organism: Suillus bovinus
Lineage: Eukaryota; Fungi; Basidiomycota; Agaricomycetes; Boletales; Suillaceae
Product: kinase-like domain-containing protein
Exons: 8
Coding region: 1-1155 (384 amino acids)
Biological process (GO): phosphatidylinositol-mediated signaling; phosphatidylinositol phosphate biosynthetic process
Cellular component (GO): plasma membrane; cytoplasm
Molecular function (GO): 1-phosphatidylinositol 4-kinase activity
Source: RefSeq, a predicted model, not a curated record
AUGCUUGAGUCGACUUGGCUUGGCGUAGUCCGAACAGCGUGGGAAGUAGACCCAGCCAUAACGGUCUAUCUAACAGAACGAUUCAAAAGCCCAGUAGCUCACGCUGAGGUGCAGAAUCUGGUUUGGUCCAACCCUGACAGGGUAGUCGAUACUCUCGAAGCUCUAAUAUUUUUGACGAGAGUUCAAGGUGCUUUCUGUUCUGCGGUGUUAUGCUUGGAGAGUUUACGUUUUUGUCAGUAUAUCAUUGUUUGGGCGCCCGUCACUCCUGUGAUCGCUGUUACUUUCUUCGAGCGACGACACGGCAACGAUCCGUUCCUCCUACAAUACGCCCAUCGAGUCCUGAAGCAGCAUCCUGUCGACCUGACGUUCUUUUUCGUCCCGCAAGUGGUCCAGGCCCUUCGCUUUGAUGACCUUGGAUAUAUCGCACAGCCCAUCUUAGAAAUCGCAAGGGUGUCUCAAUUCUUUUGCCACCAGAUCGAAGAUCCUAUGAAACUUGCACUAGAUCGGAUGACUGAUAUGGUGGUGGAUUCGCUGUCUGGUGACACCCGUGCCUUUUACGAUCGGGAAUUCGGAUUCUUCGAAAAGGUAACCUCGAUCUCUGGGAAACUGAAGCCCUUCAUCAAAAAGUUGAAAUCCGAGAAGAAGGCAAUGAUCGACGAAGAGAUGGCCAAGAUAGUUGUCGAUGUUGGAGUCCACCUUUUCAGUAACCCAGACGGUAGUGUCAUUGACAUCGAUAAUAAGUCCGGUCAACCGCUUCAAAGCCACGCUAAGGCACCGUUCAUGGCUACUUUUAAAAUUUUAAAGCCAUCUUCAAAGUUGGUGACGACUGCCGAGUCCCGACAAGAUGUGUUGGCUUUACAGAUCAUCGCGAUGUUCAAAAACAUCUUCACCAGCAUUGGGUUGACCCUCUAUCUUUUUCCUUACAGGGUUACCGCAACUGCUGCUGGAUGCGGUGUCAUUGACGUGGUGCCGAAGGCUACAUCUCGAGAUGAGAUGGGAAGAGCCACAGUAAACGAACUGCUUGACUUCUUUAUUUCAAAAUAUGGUGGAGAAGAGACCGUUGCAUUCCAGCGUGCUCGCAUCAAUUUCGUCCAGACCAUGGCCGCGUUACAUCCUGCAAAUCAAGGAUCGUCACAAUGGGAAUAUUAUUAUUGA